Messenger RNA from Paramisgurnus dabryanus, 2174 nucleotides. It is a transcript of the gene det1, whose product is annotated as DET1 partner of COP1 E3 ubiquitin ligase. Gene Ontology annotation, biological process: protein ubiquitination; positive regulation of proteasomal ubiquitin-dependent protein catabolic process. Gene Ontology annotation, molecular function: ubiquitin-like ligase-substrate adaptor activity; ubiquitin protein ligase binding. Gene Ontology annotation, cellular component: nucleus; cullin-RING ubiquitin ligase complex. Lineage: Eukaryota; Metazoa; Chordata; Actinopteri; Cypriniformes; Cobitidae. The record is from RefSeq and is a predicted model, not a curated record.
CCAUCUGCACCAGUCCAGAUGUAGUUGCGCGGUCUCGCCACUCCUGAAGGGGGCGCUGUGUCACCGCACGCGCGUCGUGUUCACUGUUUAUAUGUGGUUGUCACGCGAGCUACUUCCGCCGGCUAGACACUCUGAAACGGCUUCUUAACUUAUCAAAACUAGCUUUUUAACUUUAUAAAUCGCAUUUAAGGUGUUGAAUUAAGUUUUUUGCUUGCGUGUUAUCUUCUCCAGGUUUCGUUUGACAGCGUGUGUUCGCUAUGACAGUUACUUAGAAAGUGCAGAGACGUUAGCAUGAGAAGCGUUUAAGUUAACGUACGCGAAAAAAGCAGUGUUAAUACUCUUAUGGCGUCUCACAACAUCACAACACCAGAAGAUGAUUGCCCGACUCUGAAGCCGAGACGAAUUCAGAACCAAAACGUAGUGCACCGCCUGGAAAGACGCCGGAUCUGCUCCGGCCCACCUGGGGCUCACUGGUACCGUGUGCGUUGCUUGCACCAAAACCUCUUCCCAAAUUUCACAGUGGUGAAUGUUGAGAAGCCCCCCUGCUUCCUACGGAAGUUCUCCCCUGACGGACGCUGUUUUAUCGCAUUCUCCUCCGAUCAAACAUCCCUGGAGAUCUACGAGUACCAGGGAUGCCAGGCUGCAGAAGACCUCCUCCAAGGCCAGGAGGGUGAGACCCUGGCAAACGGGAACGACCAGCGCUCCCUCAAUAUCAGAGGUAGACUCUUCGAACGCUUCUUCUCCCUGCUCCACGUCACCAACGUCGCCUCGAACGGUGAGCACUUGAAUAGAGAAUGCAGUCUGUUUACGGACGACUGCAGGUAUGUGAUAGUCGGUUCGGCUGCUUACUUGCCCGAGGAACCUCAUCCGCAUUUUUUCGAGGUUUACCGGAACAAUGAGUCGGUGACCCCGAAUCCACGCUCUCCUCUUGAGGACUACUCGCUGCACAUUAUAGACCUGCACACGGGACGCUUGUGCGACACUCGCACCUUUAAAUGCGACAAGAUCAUCCUUUCGCACAAUCAGGGACUUUAUCUGUACAGAAAUAUUCUGGCUGUGCUUUCUGUGCAGCAACAGACCAUACACGUUUUUCAGGUCACAUCAGAAGGAACCUUCCUCGACGUCCGCACCAUUGGACGUUUUUGUUAUGAGGAUGACCUCCUGACUCUGUCUGCAGCUUACUGUGAGUCUCAGGCCGAAAGUCUGCCCGGUUUCUCUCGCCUCUAUAAGGAGAAAACCAUCAACUCCCUGAAACACAGGCUGCUGGUGUACCUGUGGAGGAGGGCGGAGCACGACGGCACCGCCACGGCCAAGCGGCGGUUCUUUCAAUUUUUCGAUCAGCUCCGGCAGUUGCGCAUGUGGAAGAUGCAGCUUCUCGACGAACAUCACCUCUUUAUCAAGUACACCAGCGAAGACGUGGUGACACUGAGGGUCACCGACCCAUCGCAGCCUUCGUUCUAUGUGGUUUACAACAUGCUGACGACGGAGGUGAUAGCUGUUUUCGAGAACACUUCAGACAAACUCCUCGAGCUUUUCGAGAACUUCUGCGACCUCUUCCGGAACGCUACACUACACAGCGAAGCCGUGCAGUUCCCUUGCUCUGCGUCCAGUAACAACUUUGCCCGUCAAGUGCAGCGCAGGUUUAAAGACACCAUUGUAAAUGCCAAGUAUGGAGGGCACACGGAGGCCGUUAGAAGACUGCUGGGACAGUUGCCCAUUAGCGCUCAGUCCUACAGCAGCAGCCCAUAUCUGGACCUCUCCCUCUUCAGCUAUGAUGACAAGUGGGUGUCUGUCAUGGAGCGACCGAAGACCUGCGGCGAUCACCCCAUACGGUUUUAUGCGAGGGAUUCGGGGCUGCUGAAAUUUAAGAUCCAGGCAGGCCUGCUGGGCAGACCCAUUAACCACACGGUCAGAAGACUCGUGGCGUUCACCUUCCAUCCUUUCGAACCCUUCGCUAUCUCCGUACAGCGCACCAACGCCGAAUACGUUGUCAACUUUCACAUGCGACAUGGAUGCGUAUGAUGUUGUUGUGGAUGUGGAAAAUCUGUAUUUAUUUUAAGCUGAUAUGAUGCAUGAAACCAAAGAUUUUUUUAUUUUAUUACAUUUUAUUCUUCAUUUGUUAUUUGCAUUAAAGUUUUAUUUAUUACAAAUGUUAUGUCUUUUAUUUUAUUACG